This is a messenger RNA of Linnemannia hyalina, 261 nucleotides long. NCBI's taxonomy places the organism in Eukaryota, Fungi, Mortierellomycota, Mortierellomycetes, Mortierellales, Mortierellaceae. The record is from the annotation of a GenBank genome assembly.
AUGCUUGCUGGUCAACUCUCGCUCCUUCAGAAGUUUAUCGUCGACAUCCUUGUAACAUUACCCGGUCAAUAUCUCGUCACCGGUGCUGCAGGCUCAGGCAAGUCGAACAUUCUGAUGGCUCUGGUGGAUAAACUCCGGAGCGAAGCCGAUCGUGAUCGCUCUGUUGAUCACGCUGACCAGAUCGAGCUCACUCCUGUUGCCAAACGUAAAUGGGACUUCGUCAACUCUGAUGUUGAGAAUAUCAUUAAAAUUGGCGAUUGA